Messenger RNA from Drosophila guanche, 650 nucleotides. RefSeq lists its product as uncharacterized. The record is from RefSeq and is a predicted model, not a curated record. NCBI's taxonomy places the organism in Eukaryota, Metazoa, Arthropoda, Insecta, Diptera, Drosophilidae. The transcript has 2 exons. Bases 120 to 455 code for a protein of 111 amino acids.
CUCUGGAGGAUAAUAAAAGCGACAGCUUCCUUCCUUUUGUCUGCAGUUCCCUAUGGCCUUUGUGUAAUUUUUGAAUUUUUGUUCAGGUGUUGCGAACAAAAGCACCGAAAUUGAAUUUAAUGAAAAGCGAAAGCAAAACACUGCACAGGAUCAGCCCGAAAGGGGAACAACAGCGCACGGCAGAUCACCCACUUCCGCUCCGUUCUGCAGAGGCAGCAGCCCAGCCCAGCCCAGCCAGUACGGAAUCCGUCGAGCAUCCUGCCCUCUCUCCUGGGCACUUCCGCAGGAAGCAAGCGGAAGAGAGUGUGCGCGCGCUCACUUUCCAUGGCCGUGUGGCAAAUCAAUCGACCGAACGACCCAUCGCUGACAAUGACGAGUCGGGCAAGUGGAGCUUCCAAAGGGCAAACGCUUCGAGCGACAGGCUACGACUGCGUGACAUGGAUUUGGUUUGCUAAUUCGCCGCCAGCCGAUGGGCCAGCCGGAAUACGCUUGACUCUUGGCGUGCCCCGCGGCGAUUGCGUCCACGGUCCGAGGCAGUGGCCGGCGGGCAUAAAAUUGAGACAACGGCCUGUUUAGCCUCACAGUUGAGCACUGCAAGCGAGACGCACCAGUGCCCCCAGAGCCAACUUGGAGGAUUAGCGGACUAGGAA